CUGUGACGGUUGGCGGAGUGCGGAGGUAUGCAGGCCAAAAUGCAGAUACUUGUCAGACGUAAUGGGAGGAUUUUCAUGGCUCUUUGUGUAAUCCUCUUUAUGGGAUGCACAGUACAAGGUGUUCCUGUUCAGAUUGGCCAGUAUGCAUGGGUCAGGUGCAGACCCGGUGCCCAUUCUGCAAACUGCAUUGAAGAACGAGGAAUUCGUUUCAUGAUUCCUGAGGGACAUGCUAACAUGAUCCUUCCUCCCAUGGCUGAUCCAACGCUAAUGAAGAAAUUUCAAGAACACCCUGAUACUUUCCUAGUUUCUGAAGAUGAAUAUGGAUCAGGAAAUGAAAUCGAACCAGAAUAUGGCUCAGGCAUUGAGUCUGACAUGGAUGCUUCCAUUAUUUCUGACCAGAUCCAACCAGACCCAAAUCUGAAGCUUAAACUAAAAAAUGAAGCUCUAUUUCUCAAAGAUAACAGACUGUGAUCUCUGUUAUGGCAAUUGUGAUCUUAUUUCUUGCAAGGCUUUUGUCUUUUAGGAUUAAGUGAAAUUACAUCCAGUAAAAAAUGUUAUAAAAACAAUCAAACAAAUCAUAAACGCUUUACAUUUUUAGUGCUUUCCUUUGGUAUAAAAUGUGUUGAACGGAAUUUGAGAUUUUUUAAUUGUGGGAAAACAGAAUUUGAAAGAAUCAGCCAUUUGUUCAAAUAGCAGUUAAAUUAGGAAAAAGAAACAACUUAAUUUUUUAAAAAAUCAUUCAGUUCAUUUUACUUGGCUAUUAACUUAAGGGUGGCUCACCUUUUUUUGCAUCGUCCAAGGCAAAUCCAGAAGAGUGUGCCUAUAACACUUGCAGGAUUCUGGAGUAUUUGGGGGCAUAUUCUUCGUUUGCAGUGAAAAAGUCCAGAAUUCUACAGUGCCUCAAGUUUGGUAGGCAUCCCUUAAGUUAUGUCACCCUAGGCAGUUUCCUAGUCUGUAUAUUUUUCACAGUAAUACACAAAUAAGAGUGUUUGAAGUGUUUGUAUUCAUUUUUAAAAAACUGAUAUUCUAAGCAGUGAUGGACAAAUCUGUCAAUGUCUGUUUCUCAUUUUUCCUGUCUUGAAUUGAGUUCACCACAUUUGCAGUUAAGAAAGGCCUGACAGAAAUUAGUAUACAUUUCUCCUAUUGUGGUAUAAACAUUUUUUACAUAUAUACACUUAUAAACAUAUAUAUAAACAUAUAUACACUUUUCUAUGCAAUUUUACCUAAUAUACCCAUUUUUGCACUAAUUUCCCCUAAUAUAAUGCUAUUUUCACUAUUGUAUACAUUUUAGGCACACUUUCCCUGAUUUACACAUUUUAAACAUAUUUUUAGAACUGCAUCAAAAAUCCAUAGAAGUUAAAUUUCAAAGGGUAGCUCUGUUUCGAUUUGUGUAUGGUUUCAGAAAUGCAAAUUAAAAUGCAAACUGAACAAAAUUUCUCCCUCAUCCCUCAUUCCAGGUUACAAAAUAGUUAUACUCACGUUCUACCCUUCUGGAAUUUGUUAUUUGCAAUCUGAGGGACAAUACUGCUUUAAUUGCCCAAAUAUCUUGAACUGUUUCAACUAUAUCACAACUUGGCCUUGUGUUUGCAAAUCUGCAUAUCCUGAAUCUUUUAUUCAUCUUAAAAGCAGGGACCGCACUUGUUUUAUAGUACUUUAAGCCGCUGAAAAGACUUUCCCCUGAUACCUGCAUUUAUUCAGAAUAAUUCUAUUAAAAUAUAGAUGCAACUAAAGACUUUUUUAUUUCUU
Messenger RNA from Rhineura floridana, 1746 nucleotides. RefSeq names its product serglycin (gene SRGN). Lineage: Eukaryota; Metazoa; Chordata; Lepidosauria; Squamata; Rhineuridae. The transcript is spliced from 3 exons. The record is from RefSeq and is a predicted model, not a curated record. The coding region runs from base 28 to 471 and encodes 147 amino acids.